This is a messenger RNA of Knipowitschia caucasica, 219 nucleotides long. The record is from the annotation of a GenBank genome assembly. Lineage: Eukaryota; Metazoa; Chordata; Actinopteri; Gobiiformes; Gobiidae.
AUGGGAGGUCCUAUGGGAAGUCCUAUGGGGGAGGUCCUGGGGGAGGUCCUAUUGGAGGUCCUUGGGGGGGUCCUUGGGGAGGUCCUAUCGGAGGUCCUGGGGGGAGGUCCUUGGGUGAGAUCCUGGGGGGGGUCCUUGGGGGAGGUCCUAUGGGAGGUUCUUGGGGGUGGCAUUGGGGGGAGGUCCUUGGGGGAGUUCCUGGGGGAGGUCCUUGGGUGA